Messenger RNA from Trichoplax adhaerens, 591 nucleotides. RefSeq lists its product as uncharacterized. The annotation marks the transcript as partial. The transcript has a single exon. The record is from RefSeq and is a predicted model, not a curated record. NCBI's taxonomy places the organism in Eukaryota, Metazoa, Placozoa, Uniplacotomia, Trichoplacea, Trichoplacidae.
GCUGAGGUUCUUAGCAUCGAUAACAUAGAGAACGAAUUUCUAGAGAAAGUCAGAAGUAAAUCUAAUACUUGGAGAUUACCAUCACCCGUCAGUGGGACUCCGGAAAUUUCUGUUAUCGAACAGUAUAAUGCAGCCAUUGAAGAUGAAAAUCAACGUGCAGCUCGAUUUGAUACUCAAUACAAGAAAAAUCGAAAUUCAAUCAUGUUAAAGCGUGAUGAAGCAACAAAACAUUUAAAUAAUAUUAAGAAAAUAAUAAGUAAUCAGCAUCAUCGCCAUAUUGGUAGUACAAUUAGGAAGCGUACAUAUAGCCAUUCCAAAGCAAACCAUCAGCAAGAGUCGAAUUGGUCUUCUAGUAGCCCAGUGCAACGAAAAAACAGCUUAGGUAGUCAAGACGUAGCCAUAGGAGAUUCUAUGGAAGUUACCAUGAAAAAAUACGAAAAGAUAAGCAAUGAAUUAUUACAAAUGGAUAACGAAAUUGAUCGCCUAGAUACGGCAAUAAAAACUAAUAGAAAGCAACAAGACACAAAUGUCAAUACACUUACUGUUAAAAGAGAGGCUGUACUGGCUAAGAUUAGGGCAAAUACUAAAUAA